GGAAGGUAACUGCUCCGAUCAAGUCACAGUUAAUCGGUUUAUCCUCUAUUCUAAUUCUGAAUUCAUAGCGCCUACAACAAACCCCUUACCCGGUUAAGAAUAGCCACUAUCAUGGCACCCGGAACCAGACUAGCCGGCAAAGUCGCCAUCGUCACGGGUGGAGCAUCCGGGUUUGGCCGUGGCAUCGCAACCAAGUUCGUCCAAGAAGGAGCCAAUGUCAUCAUCGCCGACUUGUCCGCAGAAGCCGGCCAGGCGCUAGCCAAAGAAUUGCAAUGCAACUUCACAUUGGCUGAUGUGACGAAACGGGAUUGCUGGGAACACCUGCUAAAAGUAGCCAUUGACAACUUCAAACAGCUCGAUAUCGUCGUCAACAACGCCGGCAUCACUUACCCCAACAAAGCGACGGCGGACGUCACCGACAAAGACUUCGAUCUCGUCAUGAACGUCAAUGUCAAAUCCAUAUAUCUCUCGACGAAUAUUCUGCUGCCAUACUUCCUUGAGAACAAGAAGCCGGCAUGCUUCAUCACGGUGGCUUCGACCGCCGGGGUUCGACCACGACCCAGAUUGACGUGGUACAAUGCGUCCAAGGCGGCAGCCAUCAAUGCGACCAAGACCAUGGCGGUCGAGUAUGGCCCUCAACAAAUUCGCUUCAACUCCGUUUCUCCGGUUAUAGGGACUACGGGAAUGACACAUCUGUUCUUAGGGAAGCCAGAUACCGAAGAGAACCGUAAACAAUUCCUGUCGGUUGUGCCACUUGGUAGAGGUUCUACACCAUCGGACGUAGCCAAUGCUUGUUGCUACCUUGCAAGCGAGGAGGCCGCUUUCAUCACUGGAGUCAAUAUCGAAGUUGAUGGUGGGAGAUGUGUUUGAGAAGAGGCCGAGAGAGCGUUGUGGGCUCAAACCUGUUGGCCGCCACUAUUUCGUAACGCUGCACUUUUGAAUUGCAACAGGCUUUUGUUUUUCUCCCGUGAGGCGGCUUUCUGGGUCUCGGUCAGGAUGUUUAAUUACAUUAUGCCUUAACAUACAAAGUUAAUUGCCGUAGGCCUUGCCUGAGGGGCCGGAGUGCUAAUGAGUAACUCAAACAUCCUGU
Messenger RNA from Pseudomassariella vexata, 1090 nucleotides. RefSeq names its product 3-oxoacyl-reductase. The coding region runs from base 112 to 870 and encodes 252 amino acids. NCBI's taxonomy places the organism in Eukaryota, Fungi, Ascomycota, Sordariomycetes, Amphisphaeriales, Pseudomassariaceae. The transcript is spliced from 3 exons. The record is from RefSeq and is a predicted model, not a curated record.